Molecule: messenger RNA, 363 nt
Organism: Lactuca saligna
Lineage: Eukaryota; Viridiplantae; Streptophyta; Magnoliopsida; Asterales; Asteraceae
Source: the annotation of a GenBank genome assembly
AUGCCAGCAUAUGUUCCUUAUCCUUGUUGGCUUGGACUAAUUUUGGCUUAUGAUAAAGAAAGUUAUAACGUUAAUCAUGUAUACAUCAUUACAAUACCAGCCCUCUCCACAAAGAUCAUCAAUGCUGCUCCGUCUAAUGGUGAUAUGCAUAUUACCCAGAAAAUGGUGAACUGGAUUGCAAAUACCUACACUGUUGAAUCCUCUGAAUCUGAAGAAGAGGAUGAUGAGGAUGAAGAUAAAUAUAAUGAGGAAGGAGAUGUUGAUCAAGAAGGUACUAAUGAUGAAGAUGAAGCUAAUGAUGAAGAAGACGUUGAAGAUGAAGAAGAUGAACUCGCCACUGGCAAGAGAGAAGCCUCUGUUUAG